CGGAAAAGUUAGAUAAUGACAUUGACUUCUUUAUACUGUGAAUUUAGUGAAUAGCCUACUGUUAUAAACACUACCACCAUGGAUGGUAUAGUUUUCUUUCUUUUAGGGGGCUUAUUGUCAUUAGCUUGCUUAGUGGAAACACGCCAAGAAGCAUCGAGGGAUCACACUUGUGCAGACACCAGUUAUAGCUGUAACUAUUGGGCUAGCAACGGGUUUUGUCACACCUAUCAAAGCGUGAAGCACCAAUGUCGUCUGUCAUGUAAAUUGUGUUCUUCGACAAGCGCUUCUUCUACCACGAGCUUCGUUGAGAGUUAUGACUGCCUUCAAAACAGGCAUUAUAACCACCUGAAAAGCUUAAUUGGAAACAGCUGUUCAUCUAUGGAUGAACAAUGGUAUUACCUUUACCACUUGGUGAGUUCAUCCGUUCUUUCACACUGCGCCAAAGACGCUGCCAGAUAUCUGAGAGAUUACUACAGACACCAUGCUCCGAGAUCUGACUGUUCCUGUGUUAUACAGAACGCCUCGCUUACACACUCAGUAAUUUCUAACACAUUUCUGCAGUGCAUGAGCUCGGAUGAGAAUUAUAGAGAUAUUUACGACACGACCUUCUAUGACAGCCAGAGCACGCAUCAUGUGCGCAUGUGUCUACGCCAUGCUGAAGAAUGGGGAAAACUGGCAGAAAUAGCAGACAACAGUUGUUUUGUGGAUUUGGUUCAACAUUUUGGGAGAAAACUCUUUGUGAAUCAUGACGAAAGGUGUUCGUGUCAAACGACAAACGGAGGAAGCGGACAAACCACGCAAGUACCACAUCAUCAGACCUCAGGCGAUGAGUGUAUGCAGUAUUCACAAUACCAGUAUCUCGACAAUCUACUUGCACACGACACCUGUAUUAGUCAUUAUGAAGUGUGGGGCUAUCUCGAUCAGCUGACUUCAUACAGUCCUUCGUGCCGGAUAAAAGUUAUAAACAGAUUACAGAAUGCAUAUGGACAUUAUACACAAACACCUUCCAAUUGCACUUGUGGUACCAAUUUUGAUCACCUUAAGAUGGUCCAUGACUCGCACGGACACUGGCCAUAUUGUUCCAACGAAUCGCAUUAUAAUGGCCUAACGUCGAAGUUGAUUUCCUCGGAUAAUCAAGUGUGUUCGUCUCAUCAUAUCGUGUGGCAGGACUUGGCGCAGAUACCACAUUACACCAAUAGCAACUAUCACUUCUGUCAAAAAGACGCAAUCUCACAUUUAGCAGAUUCAGUUGCACAAGUCCAAAACCUAUGCAGAUGUGUUCCAGUCAGUGAUGUAACAACUACAUUACCUCAAACAGUGACACCAAGUAUUGCUCCUACUUCACCAGAUAUCAAAAUGUGCAGUACUACCGCCUUGACCGUUGGCCUUGUAUAUGGUGAUGUUUUAAAAGAAGGAAACUUCACCUGCAGUGAUGGAAGCCAUGCCCUUUCUGAAGCUGCACCAAUGAGAUUGUGCAACGCCACAGACUCUUCCACGUGGAUCAAAGGUCAACAGGUGACUUCCCACUGUGACAGUAUACCACUGUACUCCGCCAUCGCGUCGUUCGCCGGUCCUGUGUACACUCAUGAUGGUCUAGCCGGGGUGUUCCUUGGAUGCAACAGUACACAUGUUUCUAUAGCCUCCGAAGAUUGUACACAUGGACUGUCCGUGUUUUCCAUUCCUCGGGACAGCAGAGAUAGUUAUGUCCAUUCCGCCGUUAACUACUUCACUCUAACAUGGUAAUAGGAUCUUUCAAGAACUAACUGCCUCCCUUGUCAUGCUGCCUGGAUUUUAUAAACUUAAUAUAAAGACUUGGUGACAUGCUUUAAGAUGGAUUAUCCGAGUAUUCCCAUAUUUGCAAUUUGGAAAGCUGUGUCUGAAUAUCUAAAAUGUGAUUGCGUAUAUAUAUUAAACAAACUGGG
Molecule: messenger RNA, 1922 nt
Organism: Mizuhopecten yessoensis (Yesso scallop)
Lineage: Eukaryota; Metazoa; Mollusca; Bivalvia; Pectinida; Pectinidae
Exons: 23
Coding region: 79-1743 (554 amino acids)
Source: RefSeq, a predicted model, not a curated record